Closterium sp. Yama58-4 is the source of this 3762-nucleotide messenger RNA. The record is from the annotation of a GenBank genome assembly. NCBI's taxonomy places the organism in Eukaryota, Viridiplantae, Streptophyta, Zygnematophyceae, Desmidiales, Closteriaceae.
AUGACCCCCAUCGCUUCCCCCGCCGCGCCCCAUGUCCCCGCCUCUCACUCCGCCAGCCCCCUUCCGCCCCCGCCGCCUCCCGCGCCUUCCGCGGGCUUUGCGCCGCCGCGCAGCUCCCCCGCGCCGACCGCGCGGCUGUCGUUCGGCUCCGUGUGGCCCAAGGCGCGCGACGAGGCGAUCGAGGUGGCGAAAGAGUUCCCCAACGGCGACACGUAUUACGGCGGAUGGUUACUCGUCGGAGGCGGGUUACCACACGGCCUCGGUUGUUACACGUGGGCCGACGGGAGCGUGUACGAGGGGGAGUGGGUCAAGGGGCAGAAAAACGGGCAGGGAAUGUUUUUAUGGCCGUCCGGGGCGAGGUAUCAGGGGGAAUGGAAAAAAGGGCAGAUGCAAGGAGUGGGGACGUAUUGGGGCGCGGACGGAUCUUUUUACACGGGCAACUGGGCAGCCGGAAUAAAGCACGGGCUGGGCAGAAAAAUUUACCCUAACGGGGAUUCGUACGAGGGGUUCUGGAGCUGGGGCGCGGCGGAAGGUCCGGGGCGGUACAAAUGGCGCAACGGGAAUGAGUAUUUCGGGGAGUGGAAGGCGGGGACUAUGAGCGGAUUCGGCGCGUUUGCUUGGGCAAGUGGGGAUAGGUUCGAGGGGGAGUGGGAGGGCGGGUAUGAGCACGGCCCGGGCACGUUUGUAUGGGCGGAUGGGAGUCGGUAUGAGGGGACUUGGAGCCAUGGGUUGAAGGAUGGGAAAGGGGUGUUUUACCCUGCGGGGUAUAGGUCCGAGGAUGGGGUGCUUGGAGGGGGUAGAUCGGGGGAAGAGGGGGGGGAAGGGGCGGAGGCGGAGGUGGGGAGGUGGUCGAGUGGGGGAGAGAGAGAGUUUGUGCCGUGGGAUGGUGAGGGGAGUGGGGAUGAGGGGCGGAAGAUGGACGAGGAGGGGAGAGGAGGAGGGGGAGAGAGAGGAGAAGGAGAGAGAGGAGGGAGAGAGGAGGAGGAAAGGAGGGAAGGGCAAAGCGAGUGCGGUGCAGGGGAGGGUUGGGAGCAAGAGAAGGUCCCUAGGGCUGUAUCCCAUGAUAGCUAUGUUAGCAGCAGCAAGUACCGAACCUCCAAGACAGGUUCGGCAUUGGUCGGUGCCGCAGGCUUGGUAGAAGCCGGAGGAGGAGGAAAGGGAGGAGGGGAGGAGAAUGAAGGUGAGGAAAGGGAGGAAGGGGAGGAGAAUGAAGGUGAGGAAAGGGAGGAAGGGGAGGAAGGGGAGGAAGAGGAGGAGGAAGCAAAUGGGUCUGAAACAGAAGGGGACGAGGAGGAGGAGGAAGAGGAGGAAUCAGAUGAUUCUUCUGUUGAGGGUGACGGUGAGGGAAAGGAGGGCCGAGAGGAGAUGAGGAGAGCUGUGGGAAAGAGGGAAGUGCAAGUGGAAGGGGAGGAGGAAGCCAAAGAGGAAGGGGAAGGAAGAGGAAGGAUCAGAACAGAAGAGGGAGGAAUGCAGGCAGCAGAGGGGGUGAGCACGGCAGGAGGCGCGGGGGUGACUGCAGCAGUGGGCGUGGUUGGGAGUGCAGCAGGGGGCUUGGGAGGGAGUGCAGGUGCAGCGAAGCAGCAGCACAAGAUGGCAAGGUUGGUGACCAUGGGCCCUGUGCCAGGGCGCAGCGUGGCUUACCAUGAGCCGGGGCGGGGAGGGUCGGCGUCUUCUGAGCCGGGGCGGGAAGGGUCGGCGUCUUCUGAGCCGGGGCGGGGAGGUUCGGCAUCUUCUGAGCCGGGGCGGGGAGGUUCGGCAUCUUCUGAGCCGGGGCGGGGAAUGGUAGGGUAUCAAGAGCCAGGGAAAGGGGUGGCAAGUGAAGAGGUGUCUCGAUCAGGGCCGCUGUGCAUUCGAGUCGCUUCUGACACUGCUGGCGUGCGAGCCGCGCCUCUCCUCUCACCUCUUUUCCUCACACCCCCCCACUUUUUGUCCCCAUCUCUUCUCCCAUGCGUGCAGGUGGUGAGGGUUCAGCAUCAGCAUCACUCAUCACCUCCCCCAUGUUCAGCACGAGCCAGUCACUGGGACCCACAGGGGCAGGGCCGGGGGGCAGCAGGGACAGGGAGUGAUGCUGAUUCCUCAUCACCUCCCCCAUGUUCUGCACACACCGCUUCUCCACUUCCCUUCCCCACCUCCCCACCCCCGCCUCCCAUACGUGCAGGCGGCGAGGGGUCAGCAUCAGCGUCGCUCAUCACAUCUCCCAUGUUCAGCACGAGCCAGUCAGUGGGGCCCACUUCCACAGGGGCAGAGCCGGGGGGCAGCCGGCCGAAGCCAAGCACCAGGAGGAGAGGCGCUUCUUCCAUAUCUCUUUUCCUCAACCCUUUCCCUCACUUCUUCUCUUUGCUUGCAGGUGGCGAGGGGUCAGCAUCAGCGUCGCUCAUCACCUCACCCAUGUUCAGCACGAGCCAGUCAGUGGGGCCCACAGGGGCAGGGCCGGGGGGCAGCAGGCCAAAGCCGAGCACGAGGAGGGGAACGGUGUUGGUGAGGGAGUAUGUGCAAGGGGUGCUCGUGUCCGAGACAGCUAAGAGCGACAAGACGCGGAGCAAGGGGCCGAGGCGGGAGGGCAAGAAGGCGGGCGAGUUGAUAUACAAGGGCCAUUUGUCCUAUGACCUCAUGCUCACCCUGCAGCUCGGCUUGCGUUACUCCAUAGGGCGCAUGGGGCUGGAUUCUGUGCGGGAGUUGAGGGAGAGCGAUUUCUCCCAGCAUGCGGGGCCAAGGGCUGUGCGCUUCCCCCCGGAGGGCUCUCAGAUCACUCCCCCGCACCAAGUCGCUCCCUUCAAGUGGCGGGACUUCUGCCCUGCCGUUUUCAGGGAGCUACGAGCACUGUUCGGAGUAGACCCAUCAGACUACAUGCUCUCACUCUGUGGUGACACAGCACUGAGGGAGCUGUCCUCCCCGGGCAAGUCAGGCAGCGUCUUCUAUCUCUCCCACGACGACCGAUUCAUUAUCAAAACCAUGCGCCGAGCUGAAGUGCAUGUGAGUGUCAAGGGUUGCAGCAUGGACAAGGUGGCAAUCGACGAGACCAUGACGCUCAAAGACCUGGACCCUAGUUUUUGCAUUCUGACUCCACGGGGGCUGGAGAGAGCUGCUACUAAGGGUGUGCUCCUCUGUCUUGGCCUCAAGGGCUCAUCACAGGGGCGCAGCAUGGACAAAGUGGCAAUCGAUGAGACCAUGACGCUCAAAGACUUAGACCUCGACCUUGCGUUCCGGUUACACGGGGGGUGGAGGGACCUGCUCCUAAGGUACGAGUGCUUUGUUCGACCUCAAGGGCUCAUCGCAGGGGCGCAGCAUGGAUUAGUCUCCUCGAGGGAGUGCCUUGUGUUACCUCUCCACCUCACACCUCCCUCUGCACUGAUUGCACUGUUCCCCUUCUGCUUACACCCCUUCCCUCUUCAGGCAAAUGGCAGCGGAUUGUCACUUCCUGCAGUCCCAACGCAUCAUGGAUUACAGCAAAUGGCAGCAGAUUGUCACUUCCUGCAGUCCCAACGCAUCAUGGACUACAGUCUCCUCUUGGGAGUGCAUUUCCGAGCCACAGACCCGCCCCCCCCUAUAGUCACCAUCGCCGAAGGCAAAGUCACAGAGGCGUAUGAGGUGGUGCUGUACUUCGGGAUCAUCGAUAUCCUGCAGGAGUACGACUACACGAAGAAGGUUGAGCAUUUCUACAAGUCCAUUCAGUACGACAGCCACUCCAUCUCAGCCGUUGAUCCCACACUCUACGCGUCGCGCUUCCAGGACUUCAUCAAACUCACCUUCCCCACCGCUUGA